GAGGAGGAGGAGGAGGAGAGACUGGGAAUGAGUUGGAGACAGACACAGCCCUCCGCGCACACAGAUACGCUGCUGGAGACAGACAGGGGGAGGCGGCGGCGGCGGCAGGAGGAGGAGGAGGAAGAAGAGGAGGAAGAAGAGGAGGAGGAGGAGAAAGAGAGGAGGAAGAGGAGAGGAGAAGGAAAGGAGGAGGAGGAAGAGCAGGAGGAUCAUCUGCAUUUAUAACAUCCAGCUGCCAUAUUCCAUUUGGGCCAGUUUCAAGAACAAACAUCAGUAUGCAUGCAAUUUGUAAGGUCCAGAUUAGAGUGGGGAAGUAUGGGAUAAAGAUGCAGGUAGCAGAGAGAAAGUGAGCGUGCUUGAGGGGAAAGACAAGCCCAAGAGAAAAGACAAGGCAGAAAGCAAUUGAACAUCCCAAGUGGCUGCAACCCAAGGAAAGGAUGCUGGCUACCCAAUGGUUCAUUAGAACUACAUUUUAGAAAGGGAAACAAUCUCAGCAGGACAACUUCCGUGGCUUCCUGAUUCACCAUGGCUUUGAUUCUCUGGUUGGACGGCUGAAACCAUUGUGUGUCCAAUACUUGUUUUUUGUCUCUGGCCGGUCUCCUGGUACCAUCUGCUCACAGGAUCUGGUGAGAAUCAUAUGCUACCAAAGGUUGCAAUCCGGAGAGAGAUGGACUCCGACAAGCUAAAAUGGAAGUAACUUGACAGCUUCAAUCCCUCCAGUUGCCUCUUGUAAGGACAAGUUAAGAGUGGGAACACAAACGUGUCUGGGAGAGCAGUAUGCAGGAAGCUGGUUUUCAGGCCACAAACGCUUUCACAGAGUGCAAAUUCACCUGCACCAGUGGUAAAUGCUUGUAUCUUGGCUCGCUGGUCUGUAACCAACAGAACGAUUGUGGGGAUAACAGUGAUGAAGAGAACUGUCUACUAGUAACUGAACAUCCUCCUCCUGGCAUCUUCAACUCUGAACUGGAGUUUGUCCAGAUCAUUAUCAUCAUUGUUGUGAUUACGGUGAUGGUUGUGGUGAUCAUUUGCUUGUUGAAUCACUACAAGCUCACAACACGGUCCUUCAUCAAUCGGCAGAGUCAAAACAGGAGGCAAGAAGACACUUUGCAGCCGGAAGGGUGCUUGUGGCCUUCAGACAGCUCAGGACCACGGCAGGCUGCUUCAGAGAUUAUGUAUGCCCCCCGGACUAGGGACAGAUUUACUGCCCCAUCGUUUAUGCAGAGGGACCGUUUCAGCCGCUUCCAGCCUACCUACCCUUAUGUACAGCAUGAGAUUGAUCUUCCUCCCACGAUCUCCCUUUCUGAUGGGGAGGAGCCUCCACCAUACCAGGGACCCUGUACCCUGCAGCUUCGGGAUCCUGAACAACAGAUGGAACUCAAUCGAGAAUCUGUCAGGGCCCCACCCAACCGAACUAUAUUUGACAGUGAUUUGAUAGAUAUUUCUAUGUACAAUGGGGGCCCAUGCCCACCAAGCAGCAAUUCGGGCAUAAGUGCAACCAACUGUAGCAGUAAUGGAAGGAUGGAAGGACCACCCCCAACUUACAGUGAGGUGAUGGGUCAUUACCCUGGCUCCUCUUUUUUCCAUCACCAGCACAGCAACACCCAGAGGGGAAACAGACUUCAGUUACAGCAGAACAAUUCAGAGAGCACAAUAGUACCUAUCAAAGGCAAAGACAGGAAACCUGGGAAUCUUGUCUGAUUUCCUCUUCUGGGCACUUGAGAGGAAGAAAAGAGAAAUCAGUAGGAGAGAGUCGCCCAUCCUGGCCUGCCUCCUAUGCACAAUGUUUCGAAGUUUUACAUGGUACAUCUGAGUAAAACCAAAUGUGCAAACAUGUUCUUUGUUUCUGAUUCCUUUCAGGGGAAUUGCAUGCAAAGUGGAUUGAAAUAUUACAGACUUCCAUUCAGGUUGACCAUGAACAGUGGCUUUUUUGGGGGGGGGAGGGUUGGGGUGAUUGGAGGGAAGGAAGGAGGGAGAAUACUCUAAAAAAAAAAAACAAACAUAAAAACAAAAUCCAUAAACAUUAUUUGAAUUAUUUAAUUCUAAAAGGAAACUUAGCACAUAAACAAGGCUUCUAGGGCCUCUUUUCUAUUGACUGAAUGGCAGAGAGAAAAGAUGAAAGUAUUACUAUAUGAUCAAGGGGAAGAAUUGGCCAGUUUACUUUUCCUCCCAGGGUGUGGAAUUUUUGUUUUGUUUUGUUUUUGAAAUAUGAAUCAAAAUUACUGUUUUGUGUGCCAAGGUAUAAAGUGGGGAAAUUAGAUGAAUGCAAGGAGUUAAUUUGUGUUGUGAUAAAUGUGUUUUUAAAAGUUGCACUAUCUUACUUAAUGUUAGGAAAAAAAUAUAUAUAUAUCUUUAUAUAUAUAUGAGGGGAAUUGUUUUAUGUGAAGUUUUAUCUGUUGUCUUUUCACCUGUGGAUUAAAUAUUAGGCCCGAGGAACACUCUGGAGGUAUCUGCCCCAUUACCUCAAGAGAAAGGGAGUUGGUUGGUUGGUAGGAUUUGGCCUAAUGUUUAGCAACUUUCUGAAAUCAAGAAAUGUGUAGAGCUCAUCCUUGCAAUAAUAGACAUUAAAAUGACAGAAUAACAUUGAGGUAUCUUGGAGGCUCUUGGAUGGAAGAUAGCAAAAAUUUAAUUCCAGCAUUUCUAACUUACAUAGUUUUAGCUAUUCUUACUACAAUUUUAGACUAAAUAUUUUAUUAAAAACAAAACUGAAAAACCAGACACUAAAUUUCUACGUUAACUUUGAGAAAAUGCUGCCACCUUCUCCUUUGGACAAUUUAAUAUCUGCAGUACAUUAAAAAAAUAAAAAUAAAAAGGCUUUGGAGCUUUUGUCUUCACCAUAGCCAGAGAUAUAUUUAGUCACAUAUUCUGACAAUAUGCAAUAAAUUGCUUGAAAACGCAAGGAUUUGGGGGUUUUUGUUUUUUGUUUAUUAAUAGGUUUGGAUCAUAGGACAGUUUGUUGUUGUUGUUUUUCUGACUCAGCCAGUGUAAAUGAGUAGUCCCUCAAUAGUCAUUCCUCUGACUACCUUCAGCCUAUUCCUUAAAUAGUAUGAGGGAUGCUAGGUGGUCAAGGGGCUUACAUAUUCUUGGAAAACCACAGGAGCUAACUCACCAGACACAACCUGAAUUGUGUAUGUAGUCUUGGUCAAGUCAUUGACUUUCACUAAGAUUGUCCCUCUAGAGUGAAGGAUGCCCUUAUUGUCUCAUCCCUAGGAUUUCACUCAGCAUUCCCCUGACUGAAGGCCACUAACAAAACAGUUGAAGGAUGGAUGUAGUGACUUUGAAAACACAAGAUAAAAGCACAAUAUGCACUCAAAAUGCAAUUAGGAAAUUAAGUUUGAACCAGUAGUGUUAGUCUUAGUCUAAAUAAUACUGAUAUUUACAUGUCUUAUUUCUCACUUCAAAGGGAAAUAAGUCUAUUUUUUCCCAUGGUCUUCAACAAAUUUCUUUCCUGACAGUAGCAGCUGAGUGCACCGUAGAGAAGUACUGUAAUUAUAUUACCCAUCCUGGUUUGGGGAGGUUCAGUUUCUGUGGGACUUCUGCACGUGAGAAAAUGUGACUGAAACCCUGAUUAUUAAAGUGACUAUUUGAUCUAUGCAGAGUUUUAAUGCCAAAUCAGCGUAUGUGUAACUUGUGUUUGCUGUUUGUGAGUCUCUGGAGGUAAUUUUGUUGUGAGAUGACUUUGUGCUAUUCAGGUCUGAACAUGUAAGUAAUUGUAUUAGAAUCUAAAGUCGUUUUGUACUAAUCCUGGCCUGCUUAUUUCUGGAUCCGAAAUGUGACUGAGACAGAGCGAGGAGGUUCUAAUCCUUCUGCUUUUCUCACAGAGCUCUUACUCUUUUUUGGAGGAGUGAGAUGAAGGCAUGUUCCUAGCACAACACAGACAAAAGAGAGGGAGAAUGAUGGGCAGCUUCAUUUCCCAUUAUGCCGGAAAUCCUGACUAGGGAAUGUGCAAAGAGAGAGCAAAUUAAAGAUUCUGAGACCAAAUUCAAUCACAACCUGCACUUUUGGAAUCUUUGAAGAGGCUGCCUCAGAGCGAGCCAUUGAUGCUUACUUAGCAUGUUCCCCCAAGAGUCUUGAUAUGGGACCAGUUUAAAUCUUCCCAUUGCUUUGGAAGUCUCCUGAAAGAUCAAGUCUGUUAAAUAUGCCCCUCAUGCUCCUAGUUCAGAACCCACUUGUUUUGUGUCUAUCAUUUCUAGCUUCCAUGAGCUUUUCUUAAAUGACCUUGGAGCUUCAUCUGUGAAAGAUGCCAAGAAUAAUUUGUCUACUAUAGCAAAAAGCAUAUUCUAAUUGUCAGGUUAGAAUUAGAUAAUUAUUUGUUGUACAAAUAGUGAGCCACUCUGUCUAUAAUAAUCCUGUCAGAGGAUAUUUAGUUUGAUUAUAUAGGUAGGUAUUCAUGUGGGGUCAAAGACUUGUAACCCUUGACACCCAUUAGAUCUGUAUGAAAGCCAAUUAAAGUCAUGAAUGAGAAGAACAUUCCCAACAUAUCCUGUCAUUUUAAGCAAAGGGAGCAAAUCUUCUUCAUUGCAAUACUCAGUGAUUUUGCAAUAUUUACUUAUAAUUGACACAAGAAAAUAUUUGCAAAAGUAGCAAUUUCAUCAACUCUUUCUAGGAUCUGUGUGCUAAGAUGACAAACCUUUGGUUUAAUUCAUAGCCCUAUAAGCAAGUGGCAAACUUUCAUCUUUCAUUAUUGCUGGGAUAGAUAUUCUAAUGGUAAUGGGGAAGAGAUGUUUCUGAGAAGAAAAAGGCUUGGCAACAGCAUAUCUUUUCAGUCACUGAAUCUUGGGGGUAACCAGUGACAUUAGGAUUAACUUCUGAAUUGAAACAUAAGAACAAAUUAUAAGAUAAGAUCAUUUAGUACAACCUCUGUUUUACAGAUGGAUAAAGUGAAGCCCAGAGGGGUGAAAAGACUUGUUCUCAGUCAUAAAGGUAGUAAAUAGAAGACCCCUAAUGUAAAACCAGUCCCAAUUGAUCCAAUAUUUUCUUCUCAUUGAACCACACUGCCUGAGGCAGUACAAAAAGUAUCUUUUCUCAGUUCAAAUAGAUCUUAAUCUAAAUAAUGAUCUAUGGGUCAAUGUUUCUUUAAAUGACUUUUUUUUUUAAUUUUAGGAACAGAAAUUGUACUAAUCCCCAGUCUAAAAAAAAAAAAAUAAGGCUUUUAAUAUAUUAAAACUUAAAAGGCCUGAUUUAGAUCACUAAUCUUACUUUGGGAUCCAUCUUCGGCUCCUGAAUGGUGCUUAGAAGAAUUGAUUGAAGCAUGUAGUAUAAAUCUAGGAACUUUAUUUAUUAUCAUCAAGAACUCCCCAGAUACAAUUCACAGAAACUUAAGAAUUCUGGGGGACAAUCCAGACGACUUGAUUUAGAAGGUCAUGGCUUUUGGUGUUUGGAUUUUUUUUUUUUUUUUUUUUGGUUUAUUUGUUUGCAAGAAAUGUGAGAUCCUGAGCUUUUCUGAGGCCUGCCCUUUUCUAUGACCAGUUUCCAUUGGGGAAGAGUUUUGGGAAAGGUCAUCUGUACCUGAGCUUCAAGGGGCAGGUGCCCUGAGGCAUGCUGGAGCAAUUACCUAUCACCAAUCCACACUUUUGUUAAGUAAUUGAAGUUUCAAAAAUUAAUGCUUAGAGCCCAAAUCCAAAUGUUAUACAUCUCAAAAAUAGUACUUGAAUGCAAAACAUGGAUUCUAUAAAACCUGGAAAUUUUGAAGUAAUUCUGUAUUAAUCCACAAGAUUUUUUAAAAAAUGGACUAAUGGUCCUUUAAAGCUCCUGGUUUCAAAAUGAUUGAUGUAAUGAUCUUAAAACCUUUCAAAGAAUAUCUUUUGUACACUUGGCAUGCUCCUGGAUAUAAACUCAUGUGAUACAGGAAAAAAUGGUUACCAACAAAACAUCUAGGAGGAGGGGAAAGAAGGCGUCUGGAGUUCCAGUGUAUUGGAAAUCUUUUCUAUCAGGACAUCAGUUGUAUAACUUUAUGGCUUUGGGGAGUGUCUAAGGGCAUUGAGAGGUUAUAUCACUUGCUCAAGGUCACUGAAUUAUAAGGGAGGGACUUGAAUCCAGGACUUACUUACUCAGACCACUUCUCUGUCCACGGAUCUGCAUCCCUGUCACCAGUGAAACUCUGGCUUCCUUGAUCACCAGCAUAAGGGAUGCAAAGAAUGUGUGAGAUUGCUUGUACAGAUUUUAAAUGUAUGUGAAAGAUCCCAGGGCCCAGAUGAAUGAACACAUCUUAAGCCUCUUACUACCCCUCUUCUUUCCCUCACUUUCCAUUUUCUUUAUAGUCCUUUCUGAUCAUCCCAGGAAUGAGAAGGUCACAUGAAGAAAGUGCAUUUUAAGUGCUUUGCUCUUGGUAGGAGAUAAUUAGAAAGGGGGAAGACAAAGAAAGAAAGGCAAUUCCAAACCACCUUACUUACUAAAUCAGUGGUUUCUUUUCUUAGAGUAAUAGUGCAUCUUCCAUCCAACUGUUCUUUUUAGGAGGUAGUAUGUGGAAGUAGGGGAAUGGGGGGAAAGGGUGUCUAAAAAAAAGUCCUACAACUCCCUUAGUUACAUGGUCUUUAAGACCUUUAAGAUCUAUUAAAGACAAGGACAGUCUUUAAGAAACUCAAAAGCACACAGUCUCAGUCUAAAGAAAAACCACCACUGUGGUGUCAAUAACUCAACAGCACUUGUGUCUGACCAGAGGGUGAAUUCUAUGUCACUCCUUCAGAUCUUAACUGAAGGAUCGUUAAGUCUUGAUGUGUUUGGUGUUGCCUAUUUGCUUUGCUGUUACCCAUUUUUGCUACUAAACUAAUCCAAAGGACUUAUAAAGCCUGCACUUAUCUGAAACUAUCUGAAAAGUAGUAUAAGGAGGGAAAGAACUUUCCAGUCAUCCCAAAAACCACACUGGAUUUGGGACAUAUGGGCCAAAACACUUUCCUGAAAAAAAAAUCAGCAACUUUCCAUUAAAAUAUCUAUACCUGUUUUCCCUUUCUAAAAAAGACUUAACAGAAAUACAGUUUUUGCUUUGGCAGGUAUGUAUAUACUUGUUCAGAAAGGCCUAAACUUAGGCCAGUGACAGAGUUUGGGAGCAGGCCUAUACCUACCUAACCUUCUCACCUCUUUCUCACUUUUUAAAGUUCAUUACCUGCACCUCAUUUGCUUAAUGCUGGUAGUUAUUAGCAAAUGUUCUUCCAUCUUCUCAUUCCUUAGCUCUUUAAUUCAUCAUUCAUUUCCUUGAGAACUAGCUUUUCUCCCACUUUAUGGAGAACAUAGCACUUUCCAAUUCCCAUUUCCUGCAGAAACUUAGAAUCAUAGAGAAUGUAAAAAUUGGAAGGGAUACCAGGGGCCACUCAGUGUGUUCCCGAACAGGAAUCCACUGUACAACUUAAUCCCCUGCUCGGGUGCCCACUAGCCUAAGGCAGCCCUCAGCGGCUCUUAGUCCGGCCUGCAUUUUGGAUCUUCCAAUGAGUCCCUGCUGCUAUCAGGACCUGUCUGAAGGAGCUCCAGAGUGGCCACAACCGCCUCUAACUCUUACUCUGGAAAAUGUGGCUCUUCCUUGACUUCACUUCUACUUUGCAAUGUUCGUAUUUUGUUUUGGGCACCACCUUUUGUGUACUUUUAUUUAAGCACUGCAUCUCUGUGAGGUUCAAAUAUACACACACUCACACACACAUGCACCCCCCACACAGAUAUCUUCAAUUAUUGCCAGAGGCAAUGUGUGUGUCUGUCUUUGGCUUGUUGCUGCUACUGCUGCUGCUGCUUUCUUUCCAUGGGUAUGUUAGCUUUCUAUUAAAGUGGUAGGGGCAAGAGUUUGGGUUAGAAAGCAGUUGUCUCCCUUUCAUUCUUUAGCAUUUUGCCUCAUUUUCUUUCUGGGCCAUUUGUAGUGUGGUUGGGAUUAUAGCUAGAUAGAGCAUAUAGACACACUAUACAUAUAUCAUUUCAAAGAAAUCUGCAUGUUAGUAGUUUGUAAGCAACUAAGGUGCCUCAUGUUCUCUGGUCUAAGCAGAAUUAGGAACCUAACCCCUACCCAUUCCCCACCUUGCACUCUAUGCUCCCACCUUUGUCGUGCCUCACUUAAAAUGGUGCUUUUUCAGUUAUUGGUCUCUUCUGUUUUUAUUUGUAAGGUGCUGUAUAUAACUUGAAUAUAUUAUGCACAUAUCCUACCUACCCAAUGGGUAGAAUAAAAAAUGUUAAUACUGUAAAAUAAUGUAUAGGUGAUACCAAUUUUAAAAGAAAUGGCAUAGAAUUUGUGAAUGCCUACGUGCUUUGUCCUCUUUUGUAAGAAAAUUUACAAAUGGAUGCAUACAAAUAAAGUCUAUGUAGUUUAUUUUCCUAUUAAAUAUCAAUAUUAUAACACAUGGAAAAAAUCCAAAAAACAAGUGACAGUUUGACCAGCCUGUGUAUAGAUAGCCAUCAAUUGUUGCACCUUUGCUGUGAAGAUGAUUUUUUUUAAACAAGCAUACACAGCUUUAACGUUACAAUUCAAUGUGUCUCACGUCAGCCACCAUUUUGCUGUUAUGAAGGUGGACCAGUAUUAGCUGCUUUUGUUUUGGUCAGAAGAGAUCUUGUUUUUUUUUCCAACUUGCUUAUCAGACAGAAGAUGUCCCCACCUUGUACUCAUUUGAAAGUGCAAAGCUCUGUGAAAAGUCCAAUGGUUUUGUGUGUGUGUGCAAGUGUGUAUACUUGCACAUAUGCGUGUGCACGUGUGUGUAUGUGUACAUUACUUUGUAAAGAAAUGAAAGAAUAAGGAAAUCAGCCUGUUGUCAAGGGCUUUAUUCAACUAGAAGCAUUUUUGACUGUCUGUGUUACAAGUCUCUCUGUGCCUUUUUCUUUCUCAAAAAAAAAAAAAAAAAAGUAGCUCUGGCUAUUAAGCUUGUGAGCAAUCCACAUAGUUCAUAGAGAAAGAAUACCUCAGGAAAAACAGACUUUUAUUUUAGAGUACAGAUCCCAUUCUUAAUUUAACUGAGAAUUUCUGCAAAAUCCUUCCUUCCCUUCCCCCAUCCAACCUCCCAUCCCCCAAUCUUUAGGAGGGAGUUAGCCAGAACAGUCAAAUGAAGAGUUUGUCUACAGUGGAAACCAAGAGCCAACAGGCCUCCUCUCUGUUCCUGUUGGCUUCUGGUAGGAACCACAACACAUAAUAGUCAACUGUUGAAUAGAUAGGUCAGAGAUAAUAUUAAGUCUUGGCUGUAGCUAAAUGUUCAAUUAAGUCUCACAGCAUGCAACAGUAGUUGAGUGUGCAAGGUGGCUCCAUUCUGAAAGUUAGACUAUAACCUUGGCACAUUUAGCUUCAAUUCGACUAUUUACCUUAAUGUCAUUAAAGAGAAAAACCCUCAGAUUCCCACUCAACUGUAUUUAUUAGAAUCUUCAUUAGGAUUUAAAGCCUCUGAUGCCAGGUGCUAUCUAUUGUAUCCUGGACAUGUCCUUUCUGAUUUUAUUUCAUUGAUUGGUAAUAUACAUAGUUUUUCUGUUUUCACAAUUUCUCCUUUAGUCUCCCAGAGGACAUGUUAAUUCCAGAGUUUUAUUUUCAUUGUGUUAUUUUUCUAAAGUGUCCACUUCUGAAAAAUUUCUAAUGAAAAACAAAAACUUUUACUGAGUAAUUGUACAAAAAACCCCAAUAGCAUCACCACAAAACUUUCCUCAUAUGUUGAAUGGACCAAAAAAAAAUUUUUUUUUAAUUAGUGAUGCUUUGAAAGAAUAGUGAAAAAAGAAUGUCUAACAAGUAUCUGAAUGGACCUGAAGUCAAUUCACAGUUUUUUGGUUUACUCUGUGCUAUACCCUGUCAUCAAUGCUUUAAGAGAAUUCUAUAGUAACAGCUUCAGCCACAUUACUGCUGAAUAGUCCAAAACACAAGGCUGAUCCUACUCAUUUUUAUCCAUACAUUAGAAUAGUUAAAAACUUUUUUGGGAGUUAUGUGUGUGUGAGGAGAAAUUGUUGCCUGACUAUCUGAAAGCCAUCACGAAAAGCUCAGGAUCCAGAGAUACAAGAUAGACAAAAACCAGAGUUUACUUUUACAAUAUUACUUCCUUGUACCACACUGAUCUAAUUAGGAUUUCAAUUUUGCUGUUGAGACAUUCAUUUUUAACCUGCUUUGUUGGUAUAGGACUGUUGUACAUUUCAUGGCUUUCAAAAAUCACAUUCUCAGAGUAUAUACUUGUCUAGUUUAAAGCUAUUUGAAACGAUGUAAAGUACUAUCCGCCCGCAUUUAGUUCAUUUAAUUUUUAUUAUAAAACAAAUCUACUAAUAAAACGUUUACACCUGUAUUGGAACUUUUCCAUAGUUGUUCAUGUGAGCUCUAAUGACUGGCCUCUGUUAAAGUCUUAUGUUUCCUUUAACAUACCCUUUUGUGGUUUCUUUUUCCGCCUAACUCCCCAUUAUAUGCAGGAAGAGAUUUCCAACUGUUGUGUUAUCUGCCUCUUUUAACUGAGCAAUGGUGAUGUAGUUCUUAGACCUAAGGUCUGUAACUGCAAUACUUUUAAAGAGACAUGUUGCUCUAAAUGCUGUUUGUUAGUGAUGAAAUACAGAUUUUUCUGCUUGUUCUUGAUGCUGUGGUCAAACCAUGGCACAAAAUAAUUAAAAAAAAAAUCAAUGCUA
Molecule: messenger RNA, 10545 nt
Organism: Antechinus flavipes (yellow-footed antechinus)
Lineage: Eukaryota; Metazoa; Chordata; Mammalia; Dasyuromorphia; Dasyuridae
Gene: LDLRAD4
Product: low density lipoprotein receptor class A domain containing 4
Exons: 8
Coding region: 778-1698 (306 amino acids)
Biological process (GO): negative regulation of transforming growth factor beta receptor signaling pathway
Cellular component (GO): Golgi membrane; early endosome membrane
Molecular function (GO): R-SMAD binding
Source: RefSeq, a predicted model, not a curated record